Messenger RNA from Anas platyrhynchos (mallard), 3544 nucleotides. NCBI's taxonomy places the organism in Eukaryota, Metazoa, Chordata, Aves, Anseriformes, Anatidae. The record is from RefSeq and is a predicted model, not a curated record.
ACUCCACUGAGAUCAGUUUCUAUCCUGCAAAUAUUGCUUUCAACUUAAUAAUCACUUCUUCAAAGUGUGAAGUCUUCCACAAGGUCAACUCUCUUGAAAGACAGAAGUGCAAGUUUUGAUGAGACAUAACCUGAAGACUUAACAUCUGUGUCCAGUUAAAAAGCAGAGUUUUCCUACAAAAAGGUGAUCCAAGUUGUGCUGAUUGGCCAUGUAUAAUGCUAUAUAUAUAUCUGAUGAUAAUUCUGAUGAUGAAAUCCCUACCCAGCAAGCUAUUCAGGAAAGCUUACAAGAUAUGCAUAAAAAUGAAACAAGUGCCAAUGCAACAGAGGAUGAAAGUUUCCAGUUUGUUGCCAGUAAAGAACGUGGAAUGAUAAUUGCAGCAAUUCGGACAGGCCAAGAAGAGGUCCUGAAGAAGCUGGUGAACCAUAGUUCUGCUUUUGAGGAGGCAGAUCAGCAAGGCUGGCUUCCUGUGCAUGAAGCUGCAUCACAGCUAAAUAUGAACAUCCUUGAAAUAACAUUCAAAGCCUCCCGUGCCGCUACAUGGGAACAGACCACACUAAAAGGGGAAACACCUCUCUUGGUGGCAGUAAGAAAUUGCUUUGUAGAAAAUGUCCGCUUUCUCCUGUUCAAUGGCUGCAAUCCCAAUGUUAAGAAUGAAGAGGGAGAUUCUCCUUUAGUUGUAGCAAUUAAAUACAAUUCAUAUGAGAUUGCCACCUUGUUGAUAAAUUCUGGCGCAAAAGUAAAUUUGCAGUGUGUCCACAAGAGGACUGCUUUGCAUGAAGCAGCCAGACUAGGCAGAAAGGAUCUGGUGAAGCUUCUGCUUCGUUCUGGAGCAGAUCCUGACCCUCGCAGUGGAUAUGGGCUCACACCUCUUGCACUGGCUGCACAAGCUGGACACACAGAAAUCAUGGAACUCUUAUUGCAAAAAGGUGCUGAUGUUCUUUCACAGGCAAUGGACUGUUCUUCUGUAUUAUUUGAAGCAGCAGGAGGAGGAAAUCCCGAUUCCCUGAGCCUUUUGCUAGAAUACGGGGCUGAUGCCAAUGUACCAAAGCACUCAGGUCAUUUGCCAAUCCACAGAGCCGCAUAUAGAGGACACUUUCUUGCCUUAAAGAAUUUAGUUCCAGUUACUAAUUUUGAUGCCAUUAAAGAAAGUGGAAUAAGUCCGAUUCACUCAGCAGCAGCAGGAGCUCAUCCUCAGUGCCUCGAGUUUCUUCUCAAAUCUGGGUUUGAUGCCAAUUUUAUGUUGGAUCAAAGAAUCCGCAAAGGCUACGAUGACCGCCGGAAAUCAGCGUUAUACUUUGCUGUUUCAAAUGGGGAUAUCUGUUCAGCACAGCUGCUGCUGAAUGCUGGAGCCUUGCCAAACCAAGAUCCCAUCAACUGUCUGCAAAUAGCCUUGAGAAUGGGCAACUAUGAGUUGAUGAACCUACUGCUUCGACAUGGGGCUAAUGUCAAUUACUUCUGCAGAGUGAAUACAACACAUUUCCCAUCAGCUCUACAGUAUGCUCUGAAAGAUGAAGUCAUGUUGAGAAUGCUGAUGAACUAUGGCUAUGAUGUGCACCGCUGCUUUGAUUGCCCUCGAGGAAACACUUCCCAUUCACAGUACGUGACUGAUGGAUGGACUUCUACUGUUAUCAAAGAUACAAUGUUCUGUGAAGUGAUAACCUUGUCAUGGCUGAAGCAUCUUAGUGGGAAAGUGGUGAGAAUAAUGUUAGAUUAUGUCGAUCAUGUUAACAUCUGCUGGAAGCUAGAAGCAGUUCUCAAAGAACAGGAACUAUGGGCAGACAUCAAAUCAAUUUUAACAAACCCUCGCUCUCUAAAGCACCUUUGUCGUCUGAAGAUACGGGAAUGCAUGGGUCGGUUGCGUCUCCGUUGUCCUGUCUUCAUGACCUUCCUUCCACUGCCAAACUGCCUGAAAGACUACAUACUAUACAAGGAGUAUGAUCUUUAUGGACAGAAAAACUUCCUAGGAUCCUCCAACCUCAACUGCACUUAAUUAUUAGCUCUAUAAUUUGGAGGGAAUGUUGAAGUGGGUAAGACUACCUUAUGCAUCUCUUUUUUCUUUGUGGAUUUUUAUCUCAUAUGUAUAUUAAGGAAUAUGAAGUUUCAGCAUUCCCUCCCUUACCCUUGAUGAAAAUGGGGACAACCUCAAACUGUAAGUAUUGGUGAUCCCAUUCUGUAUGAAUACAGUGAAGUACAAAAUAUCUGAAAGUUAUGGCUAUCCUGCUUUAAAUGCUUAGUGUGAAAAUUUAAACAACUCUUAAAAUCACAGGUAUGGCUGUAAACCUUUCAUUAUUGCUAGGCUAAAGGCUGUCAUAACAUGUAAUGCUACCUCCAACUGCAAGGUUAAACUCAGGGUUUGGUUGAAGGCCAUGAAGUUAACUAAAACCAGGAAGGGACAUAAUUGUUUUUAAAUCUUGUACCUUACUUUCUCUUGCCAUGAAGUAGAGGUUUUAUUUAUGAAGACCUACAGCAAAGUUCUAGAAAGCAGCAUAACUAGAUUCCGUUUUUUUCACCCAGUGACAUGAUCCCACUUCCUAAGCAUUAAGCUGGGAUUAACAGCUACAGAUGCCUGCUUAUUACAGUAGCUAGUGUGAAACACCAGUGUUUCAACAAGGCAACAGUACUUCUGAAACAGGUUAGUUCUGCAUCUCAGUCUCAGGUAUUGACAUGUCUCAUCCACUAUGUAUGAGACAUAGCUCUCAUACAGAACUAGCUUCCUUUCACAGUGCUGCCCCAAGACAUGCUUGCAUUUUUUUUGGAGUUGCUCUUGAAAUGGUUGCAGCUUAAUCUUAGGAAGCAUUUACCUGAGAGCAACCACCACUGUUGUCUAAGUCUUACAUGAUGCACACAGACCCACUCCACACUUAUUCUUUCUAAAAAUAGUACCGAUGCCAGUCUAUGUAUUAAAAAAAAAAAAAAAAUCAACACGUGGUAUUAAUAGUAUUUAUUUAUUCCUUCAUUAUCAGGUAAGCAUAGAUUUUCUCAUUAUACACGCAUCUGUAUUCACAUAAAGUUACAUAAUUCAAAAGUCUGAUUUUCUCCAGAAAAAUCUACAGAUCUUAUAAAAUACAAAUUUAACCAUAAUGUAGUUACGACCCCUUGCUUUUCGCAUGGUGUCUGUCAUGUAAUUAAGAAAACUAAUGAGGCCAGUGAAAAUAUGUAAGUACCCAUGUUAAUAGUUAUGCUGGUAUAGCUUCUGUACACAUGAAUUCUGAUCAUUACCAUAAUGACAGCUCUGUACAGAGUGCUACACAUUGUCAGGUAACUAGAGCAACGUGUGCACUAAAACAGCCAGCCAAGAGAGUAAGGAUUUUCUUCUAACGUUCAGUCUUUGUUGCAGAAGUUAUCAGUGUUCCCAAGUACAGCAACUUCCUCUGAGUAUAGCUGGCUAAUAUGAUUAAACUUAAGGGAAUUGAGAUAUGAUUUGACACCAGAGAGAUUCAACUGCACAUUAAAACUUCAUUUAGUGGGAAAGAAUGCAUCCUGUCACCAAUAAUGGUGCUUCCUCAUAGUCAGUAUUAUGAAAGAAGCAAGCUGCUUUCGC